AUGCCUCUAGGAAGAUGCAAGCAUAGUUCUACAACUUGGAUUCCUGGGAACUAUGUUACUCCACUUUAUAAGAGCACAUUUGAAGCCUGGUGGAAUCUUCAUGGAGCAGACAUUAAGAAGCAAGCUAAGGGAAAGAGGAACAUUAAGGUUAAUGCCCAAAAUAUUGGCUUUAAUGGCAGUGUAAAGGCAGACUGCCGCCUCCAGGUCUGUGAGGCCUUCGAUAAGGGAGCAGCAUGGAGUUUUUGGUGGUGUCCAAUGGUAACACCAAUCAAUCCACCAAGAAGAUUAGCACAUGCCCCUAGUUUUAAGGCAUCCCUAGGGCAUGUGCCCUUGCAGGGGCCCAGGCUCAGCUUCGGGCUCGGUUUAGGCUUUGGUCUAGUUUUAGUUUAG
Fraxinus pennsylvanica is the source of this 390-nucleotide messenger RNA. The record is from the annotation of a GenBank genome assembly. NCBI's taxonomy places the organism in Eukaryota, Viridiplantae, Streptophyta, Magnoliopsida, Lamiales, Oleaceae.